GCCAAAGGCUGGCCCAUGCUGGCCCAUUCUGGCCCAUGGACGCAAAUACAAUCUCGAGCACGCGACGUGUUCCACGGGGAACAGUAUUACGCUGUGGCCCUUCAGUCUGGUCUAGCUCGCGAUAUGCCCACCAAUCUUGUGAAAUCGCCUCCGGCCAGGAGGAAAAGAAUGAUUAGCCACUCCGUGACUGCCUCAAGUUUGAUUGUGGUCAGCAAUCGGCUUCCGUUUGUCUUAAAGAGAACAGAGGACGAUGGGUUGGUCCGGAAACCCUCGGCAGGAGGUCUGGUCACGGCCGUGGCCCCGGUGGUCGUCCAAUCCGGAGGUCUUUGGGUGGGUUGGCCCGGUCUUCAAAUGAAGGAGACAGAUUCCGUGCCCGAAUCCGUGGAAGGAGAUGUAUCGCCUACGGCUGGACUCAAAUCGAGUCAAGUCUUGUCGGUGAAUUUGGAUGAUGUGGACUAUGAGUUGUACUACAACGGGUGUUGCAAUGCCACCUUCUGGCCUUUGUUUCACUCGAUGCCGGAUCGAGCCAUUUUUAAUGAGAAAUUCUGGAUGGCUUACAAGAAAGUGAAUGAGGACUUUUCUGAGAUCACCUUGAAGGCUCUGCGGAAAAUGCAGACCGAUCAUCCGGAACAGGUUCCUUUGGUGUGGAUUCAUGAUUAUCACCUCAUGUUGGCCGCCAACACCAUUCGACAAAAAGCCGAAGAAGAAAACCUUCAGUGCAAGAUCGGGUUCUUCUUGCACAUCCCAUUCCCUCCUUGGGAUAUCAUGAAGAUCUUCCCUUGGGAGGAUAUGAUUCUCCAGGGCAUUCUGGCCUGUGACUUGGUUGGAUUUCAUGUGGAAGAUUACUGCCUGAACUUCUUGGAUUCUUGCCAACGAGGCCUCGGAUCUCGUGUGGAUAGGAAACUGAUGCUAGCUGAGCAUGGAGGGCGUACCGUAAGGAUCCGUCCUCUCCCCAUUGGAAUUCCGUUCUCACGAUUUGACCAAAUGGCCCAUGAAUCGCCCAAUUGUGGAUUGGACACGAACAACGUCAAGGUUGUGUUGGGCGUGGACCGUCUGGAUUACACGAAAGGACUCGUCAACCGUCUUCAGGCCUUCGAACGCUUGCUGGAGGAGUUCCCCGAGCACAUUGGCAAGAUUAUGCUCAUGCAAGUGGCCGUUCCCUCUCGAACCGACGUCAAAGAAUACAUCGACCUCAAGGAGGACAUGGACAAAUUAGUCGGCCAGAUCAAUGGAAAGUUCUCCACACCCACGUGGUCGCCCAUUCGGUACAUCUACGGCUGCAUUUCCCAGCAAGAAUUGGCGGGCUAUUAUCGUGAUGCGGAUGUGGCCCUCGUGACCCCAAUGCGAGAUGGCAUGAAUUUGGUGGCCAAAGAGUUCGUGGCUUGUCGAAUCCGUGAUCCCGGCGUGCUGAUACUGUCUCCCUUCGCUGGAGCGGGCGGCAUGAUGCACGAGGCUCUCUUGGUCAAUCCCUAUGAGAUUGGCACGGUGGCUAAGGUUCUCCAUCGGGCCCUUACCAUGCCUCAUGACGAGAGAGAGGUCCGAAUGAACGCUCUCCGUGCUCGCGAGAAGAUUUAUGAUGUCAAUUUCUGGAUGAAGAGCUUCCUCAAGAGCAUUGGCACCCUAAUCGAAGAAGACGGCGAGGACGUGACUCCGACUCAAAUGCAGCCGGUGAGUUUCGACGACUUCAACAGCUAUCUCGGGCCGUACGUAGGGGACCGGGCCAUUUUAUCGCUUCUCUUGGACUACGACGGCACACUGGCGCCCAUUGCCAAGCACCCUGACCUGGCCGUGAUGCCCACCGAGACCAAGAAGGUCCUGGAGCGCCUGGCCAACCAUCCCGACGUGUUCAUCGCCAUUGUGUCGGGUCGAAGUGUCAACAAUGUCAAAGAAAUGGUCGGGAUCAACGGGAUCACCUAUGCGGGCAACCACGGGCUCGAGAUCCUACACUCGGAUGGCACCAAGUUCGUCCACCCGAUGCCAGAGUCCCAAGGGUCUAAAGUCAAGGCUCUCGUGAAGAACCUCCAAACUGAGGUGUGCCAAGAUGGCGCUUGGGUGGAAGAGAAGGGCGUUCUUCUCACUUACCACUACCGUGAAGUAGCUCAGGAGAAACGAGAGGCUUUGGUGACCAAGGCCAAGGACAUCAUCACUCAAAAUGGGUUCAAGUUGCCCAUGGACCACGAAAAACAAAUCGGACUCGCGCAUUGUGCUUUGGAAUGCAAGCCACCCGUUGUUUGGGACAAGGGGCGUGCCUCCAUUUACAUUCUCCGAACCGCCUUUGGCGUUGAUUGGUCCGAAAGGAUCCGCAUCAUCUUUGCGGGCGACGAUGUCACCGAUGAAGACGCCAUCAUGGCCUUGAAAGGCAUGGCCUUCACCUUCAGGAUCGUUAGCGAUCACCUCACCAAGACUUGCGCCGACAAGCGGCUUCCCUCAACCGACUCCGUUCUCACGCUCUUGAAAUGGGUGGAGCGACAUAUGGCCAGUCGUCUUACCCAGGGGAAAAGCCCGGUUGAAGCGGGCAAAGUUCAACCCAUUGCCACGGAUUUCCACGUACCCACUCAUUCAAUUGUCACCAUGCCCAUCUAAAGCAAACCAUGUCGUUCCUCGUUAUAUUAUUCUUGCUAUUCUCGUGACCCAUUCAGCCGCCCCGAUUUCAAAAAGAGUUUCAUUUUUCACGAAUAGAGAGUUAUGUAGUUACGCAAUCGUGCUCUAUAGUAAAAUUCUUCUUGUCCAAGUUUGUUUCGGGUGUUCCGAUUGCAUUGGGACAGAUUUGACCUCAGAGAAACUGGACCAAUGGAGACCAACAAGGAAUGCAUUCGAAACGGUUCCCCUGUGUUAAGAUUGUUGGAAGUCCAGCCCCCAUCUCCUCGAUAUAAUAACUAUACUAUUUGUCGAUGUUUCGGAAAAUUCUUGCGACUGUAUGGACAACGAAUCGUAUUCAAUGCGUGAAAUAGAUACAGUAUUUUGACGUUUUA
This is a messenger RNA of Tigriopus californicus, 2972 nucleotides long. RefSeq lists its product as uncharacterized. Bases 16 to 2583 code for a protein of 855 amino acids. Gene Ontology annotation, cellular component: cytosol; alpha,alpha-trehalose-phosphate synthase complex (UDP-forming). Lineage: Eukaryota; Metazoa; Arthropoda; Copepoda; Harpacticoida; Harpacticidae. The record is from RefSeq and is a predicted model, not a curated record. Gene Ontology annotation, biological process: trehalose biosynthetic process. The transcript is spliced from 16 exons. Gene Ontology annotation, molecular function: catalytic activity.